This is a messenger RNA of Coregonus clupeaformis (lake whitefish), 1504 nucleotides long. Its product is annotated as biogenesis of lysosome-related organelles complex 1 subunit 4. NCBI's taxonomy places the organism in Eukaryota, Metazoa, Chordata, Actinopteri, Salmoniformes, Salmonidae. The transcript is spliced from 5 exons. Gene Ontology annotation, cellular component: BLOC-1 complex. The record is from RefSeq and is a predicted model, not a curated record. Bases 75 to 779 code for a protein of 234 amino acids.
UUUCAACCACGUGAUUUAAUCAUCUGACAAUCAUAACACGGUAGCAGAAAGCAACAUCAAGAAACUGGGCAGAGAUGGAGCCUAGGAUGGAAAAUAGGGUAGGUUUUCUCUCCCCACUGGAGGAGUCCAGUGCCGAGGUGAGUCGGGAUAGUGGCAUCGUGUCGCAGAGUGCGAGUAGUUUAUCCAUGUUGAGCGAGGUCCUAAGUAGUGGCACCGUGUCACAAAGCCCCAGCUUCGGCGCAGCAGUCUCGCAGAGUCCGAGCUUCAACGCCGAGGAGCCCAACACGGACCCAGACCACAACCAGGAGGAUGAGAUCCUGAGACACACUGCUUUCAGUUACUCCUCCUACAUCAGAGCUACUGCUGGAGAUGAGAUCCUGUGUUUGGAGAAAAGUCUGGAGGAAAUGCUGACUAGGGUGGAUGAAUUUGUAGGAAUGCUUGACAUGAUCCGCAACGACACAUCACAGAUUGUCAACGAGAACCUACCUCAAAUACAUAGAAAAUCAGAAGAGAUGAGACAAAUAUACAGAAAGAUUGACAAGUUGGAUGCAUUUGUGAAGAUUGUAGGUGCCAACGUGAAUGUCAUGGAGGAGCAGGUCACUCAAGCAGAGAGGGAACAAGGAACCCUGCCGGGCGCCUUCAGAAAGAUGUUCCGCACCAUGAAUGUCCCGGGCUUUCUCAAUAAACCAGCCAGCCCCAGAAGGCAUCAGCAGCAGCAUCAGGAGCUUCCCCCAGUGUUCAAAACAGAUGAUUAUUUCACCCCACACCCAGGACACUGAAAGUUUGUCUGAAAUGACACCCUAUUCCUUAUUUAGUGUAUGACUCCCACACAUCACACAUGCAAUGGUCAGCCUAAGUCCUCCUUUAGGCCAGGUGACUUCAGUCUGCAUGGCUGUCUGGACUGGACCCGAGCCAUUGAUUGUGAUGGAUAUGGCUCUGGACCUUACUAUAAUACUAAUGUGCUCUGGACUGGAAGAUCUGAGGUUCACCAAUUUUAACUAGCAAUAUAGUGUUGGCUCUCUUUCUCUUUCACAAGUGGCUGUGAAGACACUAAAGAAAUCAGACUCUAAUUGGAUGUGGACACCUGCAAUAGGAAAAUGGUGUUAUUGAUCUAAAUACUUCUUUUUUAAGACUCUGUUUUUCAAGUUCCUCCAAGUGUUUCCCCUUUUCUGAUCUUGUUGAUAUUAAUCAUCACACUUGUAAUCUCACCAACAGUAUGAUUUGAAAUAUAUGGUGUUCAAGCUUGACUAAACCUUAACAUGAUAUGGUACUUUUACUUUGAGUGACAUUCUGUCUGUAGACUUCUGUUUUUAGAAUGCUAUUGUUUCUUGUUUGUAUGGUCUAAUGCUGGUGUGGAAUUGGCUAUUUGUAAUUCUCCACACACUGCACCAAGCAACAUCUAUUUGUUUAACAUACUAUUUUGUCAUAGUUGUAUAUUAUUUGAAACUUUUGUCACUAAUGAUCAUCAUACCAAAUAAUUAUAAAUAAAGUGGUUUCUUUCUUA